UCUUAACCCUCUCUUUAAAUGCGCUAGAUUACUAAUAUUGCUCCCGAGUCCGUUGCAUUGCAGACGUUUGGUGACAAACCUUGAAAGAGAUUAUUAAAAGCGACAAUUUUUACAGGAAGAACAGAGUCUUGAUAGCUUUUUGUCCUAAACAGUUACAAUCAAACAGAUGAAAAAGAACCACGUGUGGGCUAUUUGACUACAUUGCUAUACACCAUACAUUGGCGUUGUAGAUAUUAUACCUCAUCAGAAUCUCAUCGAUUUCUUCUUCAAUCACAGACGUAAAUUUCCCCUUAAAUGUGUCCCAAUGAAUGGGCUCCUCUGUUAUCAUUUGGAUCACAUAGUGUAGGAUACUAAAAAAGAAACUUCCAUUUUUUUAAAUUGAAUCCAGCACAUAUUUGCUUGAUGGUUUCCUCCAGGCCUGUUUAUUUAAUCUGACUGUAUGAUAGAUGGCAUCUGAUAGGGGGUUUGUACACAUGAGGCCUUUCGGAUUUUUUUUUUUUUAAAUCAACAAACCCUGCUGGGGAAAGCUGGGUAAAUACAAUGCCGCCCCUUUAAAUGCGUGGGGAUGUUGUUGAGUUGUAUUACUAUAUUAGGUGACAUGGAACUUUGCAUCUUUCAUUCCAUCACUGCUCAGUUAGCCAAUAGAAAGCUAAAGUCGCCCAAAAACUGCCUAGUCCCUCCUUCUUUUCCUUUAUGGUCUGGUUCUACCUGCCUCCAGUCCACAAGUCAAGGCUAAUUGCUGGAAUGCUAUGCGCCCCUUUGGAGAGCUCAGGGGUCUCUACCGCUGCAGGUUGUUUGUUUCCAAUUCACCUUUACAUGAAGCUGAGCUCUGGUCGCUGCCUCACUUGCCCCCACAAUGUUUCCUAGUCCCGUGACUACUACGCCCUUUUCUGUCAAGGAUAUUUUGAAUCUGGAACAGCAUCAGACUGGCCUGGCUUCGAUGGAGCUCUCCACUCUGUCGUCCUCCUCCUCCUGCAUGCUGUCAACCUUCAAACAGGAGACGUACACGGCAGAGGCAACAGCCCUUCCUGAACUCAGUGAGGAGCUGACUCAGACUCACCCUUCCAAAAACUCCACCACCUUCCCCAGCUCCUUCUAUGUUAAACCCUACAUGGAAGUGGACUCGGCCAAGGACUCUAAAGCGGACAAGAAAGGUAAAAGGGCAGCACUCCGAGGUGUGUUUUAAAUACCACCGAGGGGGUCUCUUUGGAAAGUAUAACCCCAGGCCUUCAGUGGUGGCUGGUUGGGGUUUGUUAUCUAGAGAGCUGUGCUCCCUUCACAAGACCCUGGAACAAGAGAAAGGGGGUUUGGAGGAUCCAGAGCGCCCCAGACAAAGGAAGAGGAGAAAACCUCGCGUCCUCUUCUCUCAAGCUCAAGUCUAUGAACUGGAGAGAAGGUUCAAGCAACAGAAGUAUCUCUCGGCCCCCGAGAGAGACCAUUUAGCGAACGUCCUAAAGCUCACCUCCACCCAGGUUAAAAUUUGGUUCCAGAAUAGAAGGUAUAAAUGCAAAAGGCAGAGACAGGAUCAGACCCUAGAAAUGGUCGGGAUCCCUCCACCGAGGAGGAUAGCAGUGCCUGUUCUGGUGAGAGAUGGGAAGCCCUGCUUAGGGGAAUCUUCCCCCUACAGUUCACCCUACAAUGUCAGCAUUAAUCCCUAUAGCUACAACGCCUACCCUGCUUACACUAAUUACAACAGCUCAGCCUGCAAUGCCAACUACAAUUGCAAUUACCCUUCCAUGCAGACCAUGCAGCCUGCUGCAGCCGGCAACAAUUUCAUGAACUUCAGCGUAGGGGACUUGAAUUCAGUGCAAACACCGAUUCCUCAGAGUAACGCAGGGAUUUCCACGUUGCAUGGGAUCAGAGCCUGGUAGACUUACUUCACCCAUCCCUAUUCUAGGCCUCAGUGCAACACUAAAAUGGGGACAACGUUUCACAUGGACUGUAAACUGAUCAAUGGACCGAACAGCAAGCCGUUGGACUUGAGGCUAAGGGAAAGAACAGGCUUCACCCAUGCCUGGGACCCCUCCGAGAAGCAAACAACAAGUGUCUCGAUAUAUUUUCAAACUGCUGGGAGGACUGGAAGGGAAUGGGCCUCUUGAAAGUUAAUGUAGCCUCCUCUAGAAAUUCACCAGCAUGCUUGUCAGCAUCUCCAGUUGGAAGUUUUGAAAGUUCUUUGUACAGAUUAUUCUACCCCAUGUAAGUUAAAGCACACACACACUCUAUUAGAUGUGGGGGUUUAUAUUAAAAUUACCAGACCCAGGUGCUUUGGAGAGCACAUUACCUGUCCCAUGUAAAGCUACACACGGCUCCCUCCUAGCUUCUCAGAAAAGGAAGCCUUAAGAGCUGAGUUCUUGUACCGAUCGCCUACCCAACAUUGGGCCGUUUUACGCUACAGAAAUGGCUCCUUCCAGAAGAGUUUGAACAAUACUGCCGGUGCAAACUCUUCUAUUUAUUUUAAAAAUCAGAAGUCAUGUUUCAUUUUGCACUUCCUGUAUGGACACCAGAUUUUGAAGAGUCCUUAAAGCUCAGUGUAUCGCUAGUCCUAGAUCUUCAAACGCUGCCUUUUGGUGAAAAUCAUGCGGUCUGCUAUUUUAUUUAAGAUGUAACUUUCCUUGCCCCAGAGACAGGGUGGGAGAGUAUAUUGUGUAUAUAGAUCUCACCAGCACACAAAGGCUAAAGACAAAGCCCCGAAAUGAAGGAAUUCAGAUGCUAUUACAUGCCAGAUCCCCGUAGGGUUAUGCACUAAAACGUGAUUUAGUAUUUAAAUGCACUGUCUGUUCCUUGUCCAGCCGCCAGUUUGUAUGUCUCCCUUUGCCGUGCAAGCUGAUGGAACUCGGUGACUUGUCAUUAAAGAGAGUGGCUUAAUGUUG
This is a messenger RNA of Dermochelys coriacea (leatherback sea turtle), 2870 nucleotides long. RefSeq names its product NK2 homeobox 5 (gene NKX2-5). The record is from RefSeq and is a predicted model, not a curated record. Gene Ontology annotation, biological process: regulation of transcription by RNA polymerase II; cell differentiation. The transcript has 2 exons. Gene Ontology annotation, cellular component: nucleus. Gene Ontology annotation, molecular function: DNA-binding transcription factor activity, RNA polymerase II-specific; RNA polymerase II cis-regulatory region sequence-specific DNA binding. NCBI's taxonomy places the organism in Eukaryota, Metazoa, Chordata, Testudines, Dermochelyidae. The coding region runs from base 1098 to 1871 and encodes 257 amino acids.